AAAGUUUAGGGCGCCAAUUGAGAGUUCAUUUUCUAUCAGUUAUCCAGUAUUUGAGACAGUGAGGAUGGCACUGGCAAUGGCAGCCAUAGCAAUAGCUUCACCAAAUCCCCUGCAUUCAUCUCUAACUUUAUCAAAUGCCAGGGGCAGAAGAGCCUUCUGCACAAGACCAAGAAGAAGAAGAAGAACCCAUUCUCUGAUGAAGAUUACUGGGUCCAGUCUUGCUGAUGGCUCUGCUCUUUUUCAAGCAGCCCAUUACACUGUGGAUACCUACAUCAAAAGUGGUAUGGUGAUUGGGUUGGGGUCUGGUAUAGCUUCUGGUAUGGCCAUGCAGUAUAUAGGUCUGCAACUUGGAGCAGGUGCUUUAAAGGAUAUAGUGGGGAUACCAACGUCUGUAGCAUCUGCAAGUGAGGCAGCAAAGGCAGGAAUUCCAUUGGGUCACCAUGAGGAUGGUUCUCAAAUUGAUUUUGCAUUUGAUGAUGCUGAUAUUAUAGAAGAAAGGACACUUAUUGCUGUCAUUGGGAGAACAAGGUCGCAGGGUGAGGAGUCAAUCAUCCAAGAGAAGACUAUAUUAAACGCAGCCAAUAAAGUUGUCUUCAUAGUCAGAGAAAACCAGUAUAAAUGUGGUAUGGAUGGUUCUAUUCCAGUUUUGGUGAAUCCUCUCAACUGGAUGGAAACUGCUGAAGAGAUUGAUGAUCUGUUUUUAGGUGAUGCAGAGGUAUGGAGGAGACCCUCAGUUGGGCUGGCAGGGCCUCAUGGUGGUCAGUUUCCUCUAGUCACCAGAGAAGGCCAUAACGUUAUUGAUGUCAUAUUUACAUCUCCAAUUCUAAGCCUUGCUGAAGUAUCAAUGAGCCUUGAUAAUAUUGAUGGAGUCAUAGAGCAUGGAAUCAUUUCCAAGUUCCCAUGUACUGCAGUAAUUGCUUCGGAAAGUGGGCCGUCUGUUGUUGAUAAUGUGCCAAAGAAUUCAGUAAAGGAACCUUAAUAGCAAGAGCCUGCAUCACGCCACUCUUCGGUUUUUUUUUUUUUUUUUUUUCCUUUCUACACACAUAAGCCUCUGUAGAGAUUUUACUGUUAUCGACAACUCCCAUUUUUAUUAUGUGCCAUUCUCAUAUGGCUUUAGUACAUAUAAAAUCGUACCCAUUCUAUGUAUAUAGUACACGGUUGUUUGGUAAUAGGUAUGGAGCUUGUGUUAGAUGAA
Messenger RNA from Rosa chinensis, 1195 nucleotides. RefSeq names its product probable ribose-5-phosphate isomerase 4, chloroplastic. Gene Ontology annotation, biological process: pentose-phosphate shunt, non-oxidative branch. The transcript has 9 exons. Gene Ontology annotation, molecular function: ribose-5-phosphate isomerase activity. The record is from RefSeq and is a predicted model, not a curated record. NCBI's taxonomy places the organism in Eukaryota, Viridiplantae, Streptophyta, Magnoliopsida, Rosales, Rosaceae. Bases 65 to 979 code for a protein of 304 amino acids.